Molecule: messenger RNA, 1275 nt
Organism: Macrosiphum euphorbiae (potato aphid)
Lineage: Eukaryota; Metazoa; Arthropoda; Insecta; Hemiptera; Aphididae
Source: the annotation of a GenBank genome assembly
AUGGACAACGAACAUAUUCCUGUGUCUCCUGCUAAAAAAAAUCCACGAGGAAAACCUAUUGGCACUGGUCAAAGGAAAAUUGUUAUAAAUCUGUACAAAGAUUUGGUUACAAAACAGUCUGAAAAUCCAGGCAGCCCCCGAUUGAGCUACAGAGAAAUGAUAAUCGAAAUAUCUAAAUCCUCGGGUAUUGGACAACGUACUGUACAAACCACAUUGUCGGAGUACAAAAAUCUAGGUACUGUUUCAUCGCCUUCCAAGAAAAGAUUAAAACUUACAAUAAUUAAAAAAAUCGACGAAUUUGAUAAAAAUGCAAUCAGGCAAAAAAUACAUCAAUUUUGGAGAAACCGGGAAGUACCAACAAUCAAAAAAAUGUUGACAGCCAUCAACGAGGAUGAAACAUUGCCUAAUAUAAAACGUACGUCAUUCCAGGCAGUGUUAAAAGAUUUGCAAUUUGAAUACCUGAAAAAAAAUCGUAACAGUGCACUUCUCGAAAGAGAAGAUUUAAUAACUUGGCGCCGAAAUUUUAUAGGCAAAAUAAAGCAUUACAGAGCACAAAAUAUACCGAUAUAUUAUUUGGAUGAGACGUGGGUCAACGCAGGCGAGACACACAGCAGGACAUGGCUCGAUACGACGGUCAAAUCGUCACGUGAUGCAUUCCUUAAGGGCCUAACUACAGGACAAAAGGAACCCUCGGGCAAAGGUAAGCGUCUCAUCGUUUUACACACCGGGUCGUCAGAUGGUUUUGUCCCGGGGGGCAUUUUAUGUUUCAAAUCCAAAACCAAUUCAACAGACUACCAUGACGAAAUGAAUGGUGAUACAUUCUAUGAAUGGUUUGUUCGUAUUCUACCAUUAUUGAAAGCAAAUGCCAUAAUUGUGAUGGACAAUGCCUCCUAUCAUUCGGUGAAGAAAUUUAAAAUUCCAAACAUGUCUUGGAAAAAACAAGAAAUCAUAGAUUGGCUUGAGAAUAAAGACAAUAACAAAGUCGUGUUGCGAUUGCCGCCAUACCACUGCGAGCUUAAUCCGAUAGAGGUCGCGUGGUCAUCUGUGAAAAGUUAUGCCCCUUCACACAACAAUACAUUUAAGAUAAAGGACCUACUUGAGCUAUUAAAAAAAGGGGUGGAACAUGUAACACCAGAAAUGUGGACUAAUUUUGUUGGGCACGUCGUAAAGGAGGAAGACAAGUUUUUGAACAUAGAACAUUUAAGUGAUGAAAUAAUUGACGGAGAACCCGACGAAGGAGAACGUCAUAUCCUUACCAUAGGAACAGCUAGGUGA